Procambarus clarkii (red swamp crayfish) is the source of this 1031-nucleotide messenger RNA. NCBI's taxonomy places the organism in Eukaryota, Metazoa, Arthropoda, Malacostraca, Decapoda, Cambaridae. The record is from RefSeq and is a predicted model, not a curated record.
GUGUUUGUGGGAGACUCUUACCAACAGCUGCGCUUCUUCGGAGGGACAGUCAGCGCCCUGGAUAAGGUGACAGCCACUCACAAGUUUUUCCUCAGCCAGUCCUUCAGGUUCGGACCGGAGGUGUCGUAUGUGGCACAAUGUGCUUUGGAGGCUCGCCUAUUGGUUCCCCACCGGACAGUCGUAGGAGCAAGAAAAAAAGACUCAUUUUUCCAUUCCCCAGAUCCUCUACUUUUUGACCCACGCUCAAAACUCAAAAGGGCUUAUAUAGCCACGUCAAAUACGGAACUUUAUAGAAUAGCCACGAAGAUAUGUGAGGAUAAAGAGUACAUUGCAGCAUCCAUGACAUUUGUUGGUGGACUGAGUAGGUAUGGAUAUGACGAUGUUAUGGACAUAUUUAAUUUAAAUCAAAUUCAGGUGGGACUUGCCACAAGAGAAUCAGCAAAUAUUCAGAAUCCAUUAGUGGCCAAGUUCGAAACUAUAGCCGACCUUACGAACUUUGCUAAAACUUAUCAAGACCAGGAGCUACUUUCCAAAAUUGAUAUGUUCCAUUACAGUGGGAGUAGGACACCCUAUCACGUGACUCUGCUUACUCAGAGGUGUAACACAGAGGCGUCCGAGGCAGACAUAUGCUUCAGUACCGUUCACAUGGCCAAAGGACUUGAAUGGGACUGGGUUAUAUUGACUGAUGGCAUUCCCAAAUCAUUCUGCUUAUUUGACUUAUAUGCAAAAAAUGAUGAAUUGUUGAGACAGGCGUAUGUGUCCGUGACGCGAGCCAAGAAGUUCUUGACCAUCAACAACGCGGUUCUCUAUGCCCUCGUUAACGCCCAUGAUGAGCUGGACGUGUUAGUAGCGAGGAAAAGCAUGGAGGAGAGCGUUGUGUGUCUGUGGUGCCAAGCUCCCGUCACCGCCGCGCCCUCCCCGCUCCAAAUUAAGGCACUGUCAUACUACAUAUCUGAUAGAGGUUACCGGUUUCCCGGAGGAUAUAUGUGCGACUGGUGUGCAACAAAUGCAUUUUUCACAGACACCACCAG